Molecule: messenger RNA, 1019 nt
Organism: Galendromus occidentalis (western predatory mite)
Lineage: Eukaryota; Metazoa; Arthropoda; Arachnida; Mesostigmata; Phytoseiidae
Product: thymidine kinase, cytosolic
Exons: 5
Coding region: 107-715 (202 amino acids)
Biological process (GO): thymidine metabolic process
Molecular function (GO): thymidine kinase activity; ATP binding
Source: RefSeq, a predicted model, not a curated record
GACACUGUGCUCCCGUGGGUGAGGGUAAAGCGCGCGUCGCUGGUGACUCGAUCUGCGGAUAUUUCAUUCAUUGUCAAGCGAGUUUCCGACGCAUAUCUUCAGAAAGAUGCAUGUCUUGGGGGAAUCGAAUGGCGCGCGGUUGACGUCUCACGGUGCAAGCAACGAUGGCCACAUCCAACUCAUAGUCGGUCCCAUGUUUUCCGGAAAAACAACAGAGCUAAUCCGUCGCAUGCGACGGUAUGAUGUCUCAAAUCAUCGAUGUUACCUCAUAAAAUACGCUAAGGACGAUCGCUAUGAUGCGGAAAACGUAUCGACCCACGACCAAGCGAAAAUGACAGCUUCAGUGUGCUUGAGAUUGGCAGAUGUGGAGGCAGCAGCGUUGAAUUUCGACGUCAUCGGCGUUGACGAGGGCCAGUUCUUCCCAGAUGUGGUCUGCUUCGCCGAGAAGAUGGCCGGUCUCGGUAAAGUGGUGAUCGUCGCUGCCCUGGACGGCACCUAUCAGCGAGAAGGAUUCCCGAACAUCAUGAAAUUGCUGCCCCUCUCUGAAUCCAUCAUAAAACUGAUGGCCGUUUGUAUGGUUUGCUAUAGAGAAGCUGCGUUCACGAAAAGAAUCGGCAGCGAGACCGAGGUCGAGAUCAUCGGCGGCACGGACAAGUACAUGGCCGUCUGCAGGAAAUGCUACAACUCAUCCGAUCCGAAGUCUGCUCCCAAGUGAAGCGGCUAAAUCGAGCAUUUAAGAAGCCUUCGCGGAUUUCUUGCGUAAAUCUUGUAAACUUCCAUUUCGCAUUCAUAUGACAUCAGAAGACUACCGCCAAACCGAGAGGAAUUGCGCUUCCGAACCUCCGCUAACCCCCCUAACAUCGUUCCCGCCAAAUAUUGUGACCCUUACCUAGCGCUCUCAGACUCAGACUUCAACCGGCCUCGCCGGAAGUCGGACUACGAUCACCAAGAAUGAAUUACUAUGGAGCCUCGAGUGAUUGAGGAGGAUUUCUUCUCAAUAAAGAUAUACUCAGGGUUCG